Messenger RNA from Dioszegia hungarica, 1020 nucleotides. RefSeq lists its product as uncharacterized. Lineage: Eukaryota; Fungi; Basidiomycota; Tremellomycetes; Tremellales; Bulleribasidiaceae. The transcript has a single exon. The coding region runs from base 1 to 1020 and encodes 339 amino acids. The record is from RefSeq and is a predicted model, not a curated record.
AUGUCGCAGACCACGGCCGACACCGACAUGCCCGGGGACUUCCAGCCGGAAACUCAGUCUGUCGAGGCUGCAACGUCUACCAAAGACUUCGCGCCCACUCCCGUGGACUCAGAGUAUGCGCGAGCGAAGGAUUGGCUCAUUCUGCUGCAAACGGAUCUGCAGAGCUUCUCUGACGCGGCCAUCAAGCGGAUGGGGGCUGCACUGACUGCCUGGCAGAAGCUCGACACCAAUCUUACCGUAUGGGAAGGUGACACGACUCAGGGCAAUGUCAGUAUACCCGACCCAAGCGAAGUGAACAAGCAAGUCGGUAACUGGGCCUUCAUGGUGCAUGACACCCGCGAGUCGAUGUGCAAACUCCUGUGUCUUCUCUCUGACCUGCUCGAGGAUGCCUCUCGGGUGGCAGAAAGCACGAACGAUAUCCUACGAUGUCAGACAGAGCUUUCGAGGUGGGUUGCGGGGGCAAGUCUCGGAUCAAAGACAUGCGCACAGCAUGGCCAUGGGAAGACGCAUGGCAAGCCGCUCUACGCGGACAAGAUCGCCGCGCUUUCGACUCGCCCUAGCGAGAUGCAGGAGAAGUCGGAGCCCGGCAAUCUGCAUGGGGGACUCCAGGGGAUGUUCAAAUUCGAUCUCCAAAACCGCACCUUUCCAGCUGUCAUGGAAAGCAACUUCGAGGCGGUCAAGCACUCGCAGUCGACAUUCCUCACUCUCAAGGAGAACCUCGACUAUCACUUUGGCCGAGUCCGGAAUGUCUCAAUCGGUCCCAAGGGUAUCAGCGUCGGCUCUGAUGAGGUCGGAGAUAUCGAGCCACUGUCGGCCAAAGGAUACCUGUCGGCCGGCGUGCAGUCCCUCCUACCACCAACUUUGGACAUGCUGAAUUCCUUCAUCGCAUACUACAGCGACUAUCAAGAUCGCGUGAUGAAGGUAUCGGAUCACUUGGCCAAGGUACGCGCUGACAGGCGAUCUCUCAUCGAAGCUGCGAAGGAGGGAACCACCAGUGCUUGCGCUUCAGGCGGGAUGUGA